This is a messenger RNA of Sesamum indicum (sesame), 1143 nucleotides long. RefSeq names its product Chlorophyll A-B binding family protein. The record is from RefSeq and is a predicted model, not a curated record. NCBI's taxonomy places the organism in Eukaryota, Viridiplantae, Streptophyta, Magnoliopsida, Lamiales, Pedaliaceae. Gene Ontology annotation, cellular component: membrane. Gene Ontology annotation, biological process: photosynthesis, light harvesting.
GCAUGGCUGCCUAUUUUCCUCUUCAACCAAACCAGCGGCGCUCGCAGCCAUGUCCCUCCUCCCUCCGCCGUCGCUCCUCAGUUGCCGAUGCGGAAACCGGAGCCUGUCAAGCGUUCGUGCUACUAAUGCAUUCAGCCGCUUCAAAGCUUCAUGGCAAGAGGUUGCCGGCGUUUUGGUGUUCUCCGCGAUUCCAUUCACUGCCGUGAAAGCCAUUGCCAACAGUUCACUUGGGGAGGCGCUUCAGAGGCGGAUGGAGGAGAAGAAGAAGCUUUAUCAGGAUAAUUCUGCAAAGUUGAAGACGCUCUCAGACAAGGCAAGAAAGGAGAGUGUGUGGUAUGGGGAGGGUCGCCCUCGCUGGCUUGGUCCAAUCUCAUAUGAAUAUCCAGCCUAUCUCAAUGGUGAACUUCCAGGGGAUUAUGGUUUUGAUAUUGCAGGUUUGAGUCAGGAUCCCGUCGCCUUGCAGAAAUAUUUCAAUUUUGAAGUAUUACAUGCAAGGUGGGCUAUGCUUGCUGCACUAGGUGCUUUAAUUCCAGAAAUACUAGACCUAAUUGGAGCAUUCCAUUUUGUGGAACCUGUUUGGUGGCGAGUUGGCUACUCAAAGCUUAAGGGUGAUACAUUAGACUACCUGGGCAUCCCUGGUCUCCAUGUUGCCGGGAGUCAAGGAGUGGUUAUCAUAGCCAUCUGUCAAGCGCUUCUUAUGGUUGGUCCCGAAUACGCCCGAUAUUGUGGUAUUGAAGCUCUGGAGCCAUUGGGAAUUUAUUUGCCGGGUGACAUAAAUUAUCCAGGAGGCGCGCUUUUCGAUCCCUUAAAUCUUUCCAGCGAUCCAGAGUCUUUUGAGGAACUAAAAGUGAAAGAGAUUAAAAAUGGGCGACUUGCCAUGGUUGCCUGGUUAGGCUUUUAUAUUCAAGCAGCUCUUACCGGCAAAGGUCCUGUACAAAACCUGCUUGACCACAUAGCAGACCCUCUGCACAACAAUCUGCUCUCUACUUUAAAAUCUCUGUAGCACACCUUACAUCAUUUGUACAUUCUGUAUAUAUCUGAUCCUCAAAUUCAUCACCUGAAAUUAUUUCCCUUGUACACUUUCACUUCAUGUGGCUCACUGACUCGUACUUUUGUCCAAAUUACCUAAUUUUAAGAGUUCUA